Phaeoacremonium minimum UCRPA7 is the source of this 1515-nucleotide messenger RNA. Its product is annotated as putative phd-finger domain-containing protein. The coding region runs from base 1 to 1515 and encodes 504 amino acids. The record is from RefSeq and is a predicted model, not a curated record. The transcript has 2 exons. NCBI's taxonomy places the organism in Eukaryota, Fungi, Ascomycota, Sordariomycetes, Togniniales, Togniniaceae. Gene Ontology annotation, biological process: positive regulation of DNA-templated transcription. Gene Ontology annotation, cellular component: Set1C/COMPASS complex.
AUGGAACCAUACUCAGAUGCCUAUUUCACAGAGCAGCCCGGCAUGGAAGACUCAAAGGCGGCGGAUGGCGGCAUCGUCAAUGGUGGCAAGAUAAUCAAAAAAGAGGCCAACGAGGACAGUGAUAGGAUGGAUCUCAUGGAAGAUGAUGCCCCACCUCCACCAAAACUUGGAACCUCUCACUUCUCAAAUCCGUUUGCUCCAUCAAGUCCAGACAGGGCCAAGCAAACCAUCGAGGAAGACGUUGAGAUGGUCGAUUCUACGACUGGUCCCAAGACCAAGAAGAAGGGCACUGCCGCCCUGGUGAAGAAGCGCAAGUCUGGCAGCAAGAAGGCUGCCAAGGCUGCGAGGAAAGGCUCGACGGCUUCGGCGUCCGCUGCGAAGGCCGCGAGCUCAGCAGCAGGGGAUAGCGAUGACGGCUCCGACGCAGACGAGGAGUCAGAUCAUGGCCCCUACUGCAUUUGCCGUGGGCCAGACGACCACCGGUGGAUGAUCGGGUGCGAUGUCUGUGAGGACUGGUUUCACGGUGACUGCGUCAAUCUUGAUAAGACGAUUGGCGAGACACUCAUCCAACGCUACGUCUGUCCUAACUGCACCGACGGCAAAAGGAACAUGACACGAUACAAGAAGACCUGCUCUCUCGAGGGCUGCAAGAACGUUGCACGCGUCUAUAAUGCUGCGGAACCCAGCGUCUUUUGCAGUGACAGGCAUGCAGAGGAGUGGUGGGAGCAGCUCGUCGCCAGUCUCCCGCGCGAUCGCGAUUCCAAUAAGAAGAAUGACGGCCUCACGCGAGAGCAGUUCAUGGGACUUCUUAACAAAGCACCUACCAAACCGUCUGGAGAUCAAGGAUCGACUUGGAAGUUGGGCGAUGCUCCAUUCGGCGUACCUCCCGACUUCUGGAGUCGACCUGAGGCAAACUCCGCCCUAACAGAAGAGGAGUCCUCCUUCCUCAACGCAUCUGCGACAGAGCGCUACAUGCUCGCGGAGGAGAUCGUCCUCAACAAGAAGAUGCAACAGCUCCUCGACAUGGCCAGCGACCGCCGCAAAGCCGCCAUCUCGGCCGGCAAGCUCGAGUCCGACGGGUGCGGCUACGACGUGCGGCUCGACGUGGUCGGCGCGCCCGCGCAGUUCGCCGCCUUCCUGCAGAGCCCGCGCGGCGAGGCCAUCUUCAAGGCGGGCAAGCUGGACGUCGACCUGCCGCACCUGGCGGCGAGCGGCCGCGACGCCAGCUUCGGCAAGGCCGCCGACAGCAAGGACGACUACAAGGCGCUCGACCACCCGCUGACGGCGGGCAUGUGCGAGAAGCGCCGCUGCAAGCCGCACGCCGGCUGGCACGCGCUGUUCACCAAGGGCUGCCGCCACAGCAUUAAGGAGCUGGCGGCGCAGGCCAAGGAGAAGCUCGACGCCGAGACGCGCGUGCGCGACGCCGCUGCCACGCGCUUCUACCGCAAGAAGCGCGAGCAGAACCACGUCGAGGUCAUUGGGAGCGAUGACAGCGACCGGGACAUGAUGGAUUGA